AUGUCUGUCAAGGGUCCACGUUCCUCCGCUUUACCCUCCUCCUCCUUCAUCCGUGCCUCCCAGGAUCAAGACUUUGACCCCUACACUUCACAAAGUCCUUCGCGCAGUCGCAAUAGCGGGUCGAGUCGCCCCUCUGCUGGCACGUCAUCGUCUCGUCAAGCGCUCACCGAAGAGACCAAUUCCAGUCGUGCCACCAUGAAGCGCUCCAGGUCGCAGGCGGACUUGUCUCAGCGCAGAGGGCUCAAACGCUCCCCUUCUCCAGAGGCCGACUUCCCGUCUCCAUCACCCGCAAGAACCAACACGCAGCCGACUGCUUCUACUAGCAAUGGCAUCCAGGGCGCAAAUGGCCGACAUGUAGCUCGCACACCAUCGAGAUCUCCGUCCAAGCGCAGACGAGCCGAAGGCACAUCGUCGCAGAUGACCAAUGGCACUUCACCUUCGCCUUCGCCGCGGCGGAAGCGGAACGCCGUGCGUUUGGUCGACUCGGAUGACGACGCGGAACCAGGCGAACAAGACGAAGACGAGCUUGACCUUGCAGACGCACCUCCCGAGAGCAUUGUUCCCGCAGACCUGGAAGCUGCCAACAGUGCGGAGCAGAAUACCCGAAAGCAACGCUCCGCAGACAAGUACCUUCCGGGCGCCAUUCGACGCAUUGCACUCUCCAACUUUCUCACCUACGACUCGGUCGAGUUCCGCGUCGGCCCUUAUCUCAACCUUAUCUGCGGUCCCAACGGUACCGGCAAGAGCAGUAUCGCUUGCGCCAUUGCUCUCGGUCUGGGGGGUCAUCCAAGUCUGCUCGGUCGUGCUUCUCACCUCGGCUCGUUCGUCAAGCGCGGCGAGACCGACGGCUGGAUUGAGGUAGAGCUGCAGUCAAGGCCAGGCACCGCCAAUCCGGUCAUUCGACGUACGCUCACCACCUCCAGCAACAAGAGCGACUGGUCUGUCAACGGUCGAUCCACCACCAAGACCGACGUGCUCGCCAUGGUAGCCGAAUACGACAUUGACGUCGGCAACCUGUGCUCCUUCCUCCCGCAAGACAAGGUGCACGAGUUCGCCAAGAUGACCGACGCCAAGCGACUGGUCGAGACCGAAAAGGCGGUAGGCGGUGCCAAACUUGUGCGAUGGCACGAAAAACUCAACCAGCACGGCAAGGCAGCCGCAGAGAUUGCCAACCAGCUCAAGGGCAAGCAGGAGGAAAAAGCGCAUCUCGAGCAGCGCAACCAGGCCCUCCAAGUCGACGUGCAACGUUUCGAAGAGCGACAAGAGAUCGAGCACCGGAUCGAGAAGCUUGAAGUCAUGAUCGCCAUGGCCGACUACAACAGGACCAAACAGAACGUCACCGACUUGCAGCAAGAGCGCGAAAGGAAGCGUCAAGAGCUGACCGAGGCCAUGGCGCGAAACGAGCCCAUCCGACAAAAGCGUAAGGACCUCGACGACAAGACGGGCAAGCUCAAAGUCGAGCUUCAGCGGCUCGAGAACGUCUACAGCAGCGACGAGAAGAAGCGUCGCACUCUCGUAAGAGACGUCGAGGACGUCGGAAAAGAGAUUGAAUCCAGGUUGACCGAGGUGGGCACGCUCACCCGCAAGGACCAGGAUCGUGCCCGUCGAGUGCAAGAGCUGCGCAAAGAGAUCGCCGACCGUUCUGCGCAGCUCGGCGAAGCACCAGGUGUUCAAGACACGGCCGAGAUCGAAGCCGAGUUUCGCGGCAAGCGCAAAAAGUACGACGACCUCAGCACACGCCGCGGCGACAUCCAGCGCCAGAUCGGAGAAGUCAACCUCGAGAGCCACACCAUCGACAAGAGCACCGACAACUGUCGCCAGCGGCUAGCUCAGCUAGACAGUGUGCCGCAACAGCGACUCGAGAUGCUGCGCAACGCCGACUCGGGUACCUACAAGGCCGUCUUGUGGUUGCGCGAGAACCAGCAUCGAUUUCGCAAGCCGGUGCACGAGCCAGUACUGCUGGAGAUCUCGCUCAAGGACCAGAGGUACGCCUCUGCCGUCGAAAACGCCAUUUCGUGGGUCCAACAAAAGACGUUUAUAUGCCAGACGCAGGAAGACUACCUUCUUUUCAACGGCGAAGUCAACGACAAAUUGGACUUUCACGUCACCAUCGGCUCGCAGCUCACGUCCGGACCGGAGAUGCUCCGACCCGACGUGCCGCGCGAAGAGCUGGCCUCCUUCGGCUUCGAUGACUACCUCAUCAACCUCAUCGACGGUCCGCCCGCCGUGCUCGCUUUCCUCUGCAAGCAGGCGUAUCUCAACCGCGUGCCCGUGACACUGAGCCAAAACACCGAUGUGGAGCGCAUCGAGCGAUCCGGCAAGUUCUUGCGCUUCGUCGCCUCCGGCGAGUCCUUCACGAUCAAUGUCUCACGCUACGGCAACAACAUCCGCCAAACCAUGUCCCGCCGACUCAGACCCGCCCGCAACCUGGUCGACGCCAUCGACAAGGACCGUCAGCGACAGCUUACGACGCAGAUCCAGCAGCUCAGUGCACAGAAGAAGGAGCUCGAAGGGAGAACCCUCCAGCUCAUCAAAGAGGACAAAUCUAUCCAGGGCGAAUUGGCGCGCCUGGAGCAGCAGAUGAACGACCUCAAGGCCGCCAAGCGCGACCGGGUCGGCGCACAGCGCGCCUGGGAGAAAGAGUCCGCGCUCAUCGAGCACCGUCGCCGCGAGCUGCGCGACAAGGAACGCGAGCCCUCCGCCGAAGAGAAGCGCGCCCGCCUGAUGAAGGAGGUGCGCAAGAUGGCGCAGCGUCGCUCCCAGAAGAUGGAGGAUCUGUGUGCCCAGACGGUGCAGAUGUCCAAGGUGGCAGACCGCAAGCACAUCGCCUCGCUCAGCAAGUGGCAGUGGGACGCGACGGCCGCUGGUCUCGAGAACCGGCUGCGCGAUCUCGAGGAGGGAGAGCGCGAGCUAGGAACAUUACUCGAGGAAGCGACCAAAGCGCACGCGCACGCGCGCAGAGAAGCCACCGAGCUGCGCAACCAGGUACAGCGGCUGAUCGACGAGGCAGGCGAGCUGAUCUCGGAUCUCGACCCGGAUGACGAUGAAUUGCUGGAUCUCGACCGACUCAAUGCCGAGCUGCGUGCCGAGCAGAGCAAGCUCGAGCUCGCCGAGGGUGUCCGCCCAGAAGUCAUUGAUCAGUUCCGCGAGCGACAGCGCGAGAUCGCGUCGAUGACGGCCGAGAUCUCCGACCUCACCGAUCUGCAGACCAAGACGACCGAUAAGAUCACCGCCCUGCGCGGCAAGUGGGAGCCAACCCUGCGCGGCGUCAUUGGCGAGGUCUCGCGUCAAUUCACCAGAGCCUUUGACGACAUGGGUCUCGCCGGCGAGCUGCGCAUCGUCGAGGAUCCCGACUUCGAAAAGUGGAAGCUGGAGAUCAUGGUCAAGUUCCGCAACGCCGAAGAGCUCGCCCCGCUUUCUGCCCAACACCAGUCGGGAGGCGAGCGCACGCUCAGCACGAUCAUGUACAUCAUGUCGCUCCUCCAGCUGUCACGCUCGCCAUUCACGCUGGUGGACGAGAUCAACCAGGGCAUGGACCCAACCGCAGAGCGGGUGACGCACAACCACAUCGUCGGGCUGACGUGCCAACCUCAUGCGAGCCAGUACUUUUUGAUCACGCCCAAGCUGUUGCCCGAUUUGGCGGUGCAUGAGCUGCAGAAGGUGCUGCUGGUCAAUAACGGCGUGUACGGCGAGAGGAGGUUCAACUUUGGCAAGGUGCACGAGGCGAGGAAGCGCGCGCUGGGGAUGCAGACAGGGAGGUUGGAGAGCGUGACGAGGGUCAUGCAGGGCGUUUGGGAGUCGAACGGGUUGAAUGGCGGGGUGAAUGGGCUGCUUCGGAGUGGCAGCGUUAGGAGCCGAAGUCGCAGUGUCCGACGCUAG
Messenger RNA from Kalmanozyma brasiliensis GHG001, 3879 nucleotides. RefSeq names its product RecF/RecN/SMC, N-terminal. Gene Ontology annotation, biological process: double-strand break repair via homologous recombination. Bases 1 to 3879 code for a protein of 1292 amino acids. Gene Ontology annotation, cellular component: Smc5-Smc6 complex. The transcript has a single exon. Lineage: Eukaryota; Fungi; Basidiomycota; Ustilaginomycetes; Ustilaginales. The record is from RefSeq and is a predicted model, not a curated record. Gene Ontology annotation, molecular function: ATP hydrolysis activity; ATP binding.